Colias croceus (clouded yellow) is the source of this 4235-nucleotide messenger RNA. RefSeq names its product polycomb protein suz12-B (gene Su(z)12). Gene Ontology annotation, cellular component: ESC/E(Z) complex; nucleus. NCBI's taxonomy places the organism in Eukaryota, Metazoa, Arthropoda, Insecta, Lepidoptera, Pieridae. The record is from RefSeq and is a predicted model, not a curated record. Gene Ontology annotation, molecular function: chromatin DNA binding. The transcript is spliced from 9 exons. Bases 69 to 2336 code for a protein of 755 amino acids.
CUGAAGUCAACGAACUGUUGAACUUGGCGGUUCCAAUUUGUGAUUGUGAUAACUAGCUAAAGAACAAAAUGCCUCCCAAAAAGCGCGACAAAGACAACGAAACAAACAAAAAUACCAAAAUAGAUCACCUACAAGCGGACCAUGAGCUAUUUUUGCAAGCAUUCGAAAAGCCAACACAAAUUUAUAGGUUUUUACGAACUCGUAACAUGUUGUCGCCAAUAUUUCUAAAUAGAACGCUAUCGUAUAUGAAAAGAAGGAUGUCUCGGAGUAAUAAAAGUCGAGUAGGUUUUAAAGUAGAUUCGUUGUUAGAAAAAAUUACACAGAAGAAAAGUACUGACUUACAACCAAACAGCCUUGGGGGUUACAUGACAUUAACUUUCCUAGGAUUUUAUGACAAGAGCUUAGAUGAUUCAAGAGAUUACCAAGUGAAAGUAGAAACUUUAUUAUUAAAGAUCUGCCAUAAGAAAAGGAAAGAAAGCUCAUCAGCCAUUGUUGAAGUUUCAGUUGGCAGUUGUUCUGUGCCUCUAAAUCCUUCAUCAUCAGAGCCUCCAGCCAUGGCAUCCGCUGUGAGCAUAGCAAGCGAUACAUUCAGUCCAUCCCAGGGUCCAAAUGUCAAGUCAUACAUGCUCAUGCUAAGAGUAACGAUAACUAAGUCAACAAGUAACACUAAUGGGACAGCUAAUACCACAGAAAUAACCAAUGGGGAUAGUGAUGAACCACUCACAAAGCGCAUUAAGUCCUCUGACAUAAACUCAAGUCCAACAGAUAAUAAAUGGAGCAAGCUCUAUGGAAGUGAAUUGAUUGUCUAUGACAAGCACAAUAGAUGCCUUCUGACAAAUGGGGAAUAUGAUUUGGUCUUACAUGAUGCAACGCCAGGAGGCAGGAGUGCUACUAUAGCUAGAUCACCUCAUAAGGCUUUAAUGGCCCAGUGGGAAACUAUACCUAAUGAAAAUGAAUUGCACUCCGAAACAAAUCCGUUUGACAUAUUCAAAGUCAGACCGCUAUUAAAACUCAAGCUGAGUUGGAGUCAAGAACCCACAAACGGACUAGUGAAUAGACCAAAAUUGUACCAAGCUAAUGAGACUAAUGGAAUCAAAAAGGAAUCCAAUACAAGCAAAGAUAGGAUAUCAACAAAUAAAUGUGGUGCUAGCGAUAAUAAGACAAAUGAUAAAAUAAAAUCGGACACAAGUGAAGGCGAAAGCAAGAGACAACAGAUUAUCUACCAGUUCCUAUACAACAACAACUCAAGACAGCAGACGGAGGCGUGCGACGAUUUACACUGCCCCUGGUGCUCGUUGGAUUGUGGGACUCUGUACUCGCUGUUGAAACACCUUAAAUUAUGCCAUUCGAGAUUCAACUUUACAUACUUUCCGAUCCCCGGCGGCGCGCGUAUCGACGUAUCAAUAAACGAGCUUUACGACGGUUCCUACACGGGCUCCCCCCACGAUCUCAUAGCGUCGCAGGGCCGUUCUUCCGCCAGCGGGCCCCGCGCGGGCCCCACACGUAGGGCCUCGCUCACACACCUGCUGAUUUGGAGGCCCCGGGCUAGAAGACGUCAAACAAGACACAGCCUGGCUGAGUUCUUGGAGCUAGAUGAUAAUGAUAUACUGGAUGCGCAAAGACCGUAUAUUACGGGGCAUAAUCGUCUAUAUCAUCACACGAUAACAUGUCUGCCGGUGUACCCCAACGAGUUAGACAUAGACUCGGAAAGCGAAACAGACCCGUUAUGGCUCCAACAAAAAACCAUGAUGAUGAUAGAUGAGUUCACGGACGUCAACGAAGGCGAGAAAGAACUCAUGAAAAUGUGGAACCUACACGUCAUGAAGUACAACUAUGUAGGCGACUGCCAAAUACCGCUCGCCUGCCAAAUGUUCCUACAAAUGAAGGGAAAGGAACUCCUAGAAAAGAACCUCUAUAGAAAUUUCAUACUCCACAUGAGUUCAUUACACGAUUUCGGGCUGAUCAGCUCGGUGGCGUUGUACCAGACGGUUCAGAUGCUCAACCAAAUGCUCGCUGAUAACGCGGAAGCCAAAGAGAAGAUGAGGGAGUCGUUGAAAGCGCAGCGGGAACACUGGAACGCGGUGGGAAAGUUCCAACAACCAGUUAUCAUAGAACAGAAGCCACAAAGCAACACUGCCAAGUUAAAUGUAGACGCUUCACCAUCAGUGCGAAGGAAAACUUCGAACCUGCAAAAUGCCAAUAGAAUGGCUAGUACUUCUUCUAAUUUCAAGUCGGCAAGUCCGGCUCCCAACGGAGAGAGCAAACGGAAAAUGUCCUCCGGCAGCAUACAGAGCAGGAAACGGUCGUCUAUAUCGGAGAGAAAAAGCUCCGUAUAGCGAAAACUCAGCCUUUGAUCAAAGGACUGGCCCUCUUGAGGCUCUAGUGCAACUUCACGCGAUAAUUUAUUUCCAGUGAUCUGUUUGUGAUUAAAAAAUGUUCAUUGAUUACGUCAAAAUUAUAGAUUCUUUUUAUUACCCGAUUGUGUUAUAUUUAAGUAGUCCAUUAAAUGGAUGGCAAUAGUUAAGUUUGCUAAAUUAUAAUACGUAUUUCUAUCUUCUCUCGAUCGUGGAUCUCUCGCUCAUUAUAUUAUUUGAUACUUUGAAGCAAUAACAUUGUAUUUUUAUUUCACUUCGUCGGCGAAAGUUUGGCUGUUGUUACAAUUGUUACUAGAGUACAGUUGGAUUUUACAAAAUCAAUAACAGUGUUCCGCUCCAGUGAAAUACAAUUACAGAUCCAUUCAAUAGACUGAUCGAAGAAUUGCAUUAAAUAUUUUAAAUGUAUUUAGUUUUCAAUUAAAGUCAAUUUUACAGAAAUAGAUUAAGUCGAAGAAGUGUUUGAAUUUAGAUGAAAUUCGUAGGAAAAUGGAGUAGAUAAUUUGUGCGAUCGUAAUAAGUUUGAAUAUUGUAAUGUAUGUCAGUGUUUAGGUGAAUUGAUUGUGAUGCAGUUGCGUAGCUAUAGGUCUACCAACGUUUUAGUCAAGGGGCAAAUAAAAAUUAUCCAAAUGCACUUAAAAAUCAUGUUUUUAUGCGUAUAAUAUGCAAUAUGCAGGAACGCUCUGAAGCGUAAAUAACUUGAAGGAUUGCUUGCCUAAAGUGUAAAAGAGAUACUGAGUGGAAAUUAUAAAAAAAAGGACAAUGGCAUUAUCAUGUAUUGAAUACAAUAAAAUUCAAAUGGGAUAUUAAACCAAUUUUAUAUGUUUAAGGGGAAUUUAUUAUGUUUCAAUUUCCCGCCGAAUAUCUUUAAAAGAUAUCAAAAUCCUUGUUCAAAUAAAGUUUUGUGUUCAAUAAUGUAGAAUAUUUUUGCAUGAAAAUAUUGUAAAUAAUUGUAGUAUUAUAUGAACAUUAUACAAGUAAAUCUUGCCUAUAAUCGUAUAGUUAAUAGUUAUCUUGACAUUGAUUUAUACUUAAUAUAGAUGUGCUUCUAUAUAUUAUAUAUUUAGCUAUAGCUACGCAUCUGUUGUGGAAAAUAGAAAACAGUGCUCGAAUUAUGAAACUAAAACGUAUUCAUCAUUUUACCCUUAUAAAUAAUUAAGUGAAUGUUUUGCUGUUUGCAAUAUGCAUUGAUAUAGUAUGUGAGAGUGAAUAAAUCGUAAAUUGGAUCGUAUUCCUUUGAAAAUAAAGUUGAAUUUGUCUUAUUUUAGGCAACGUGAUUUAUUAAGGAAAAGUUACAAGCUGGUUUUGAAGUCAUUAGGUUAAUACUAUAUCAAUGAAUUCAAAGUGAAGAGAACAAAGUAUUUGUGACAUUGGAAUAGAUGCGUAAUUUAUGAAAAUUGUUGUUAUUGAGCUAAAAUAGACGAGACGACCAUACAAAUUUUACUUAACGUUUUAACCAAAUGUGAAUAAUUUUCAAGAAAAUAACAUUAUUAUCGAGAUGUGAUUCGACCUCGCGCAAUAAUAUUAAAUCUACAGUUUAUCACAAUUCCUUGUAAUAGAUUUUUUAAAGUCAUAAGUCUAUUUUUAGCUAAGAAUAUCCAGAACGUAGUCCCCGAGUCAUAACCAGAAUACGACAAGACUGCAAUAUUCAUUGCCUUACAAUUCUCAAAGAUUCUGAUAUUAGCAUAAGGAUUAAUAAUAACACUUUACACUUUUACCCACACGACGCGAACAUAGGAUAUGUAUCCUAAGUAUUGAUUAUUUUUCCAUCAAUUUUGUUAUUUUUUGUAUUGUUCCAUUAUAAGUAAUGUUCGAUAAUGAUUUGUACUUAUAAAUGAAAUAUUAAAUGAUUAUUUUGAACAA